This is a messenger RNA of Tripterygium wilfordii, 1617 nucleotides long. RefSeq names its product protein COBRA-like. The transcript is spliced from 6 exons. NCBI's taxonomy places the organism in Eukaryota, Viridiplantae, Streptophyta, Magnoliopsida, Celastrales, Celastraceae. Gene Ontology annotation, cellular component: plasma membrane. The coding region runs from base 91 to 1377 and encodes 428 amino acids. Gene Ontology annotation, biological process: cellulose microfibril organization; plant-type cell wall cellulose biosynthetic process. The record is from RefSeq and is a predicted model, not a curated record.
UCUUUUUAUGUAACAGAGUGGCCACUCUGUUCUUCUCUCCCAAUUUCAUGCAGAUCUUAAGCUCAAUCUGAGCAAAUAUAUAAUCACGAAAUGGAGUCUCUGUUCUUGUCUGGAUCUAUUACCAAGCUCAGUAGCUUUGCCACUCUGCUUCUCAUUUUGCUCUCUUGCUCAAGUUUCACUUCUACAGAAGCUUAUGAUGCUCUUGAUCCAAACGGGAAUAUCACAAUCAAAUGGGAUGUAAUGAGCUGGACUCCGGAUGGUUAUGUUGCGACUGUUACAAUGUUCAACUUCCAGCAAUACAGGCAUAUACAAGCACCGGGUUGGACGUUGGGCUGGACAUGGGCGGAAAAGGAGAUUAUUUGGAGCAUGGUGGGAGCCCAAACCACAGAGCAAGGGGACUGCCCAAAAUUCAAAGGGAACAUCCCUCACAGCUGCAAGAAGGAUCCAACCGUAGUCGAUUUAUUACCAGGAACUCCUUACAACCAGCAAAUUGGAAACUGCUGUAAAGGCGGAGUUAUAAGUUCUUGGGCACAGGAUCCUGCCACUGCAGCGAGCGCAUUUCAGGUCAGCGUGGGUGCUGCCGGCACUACAAAUAAAACUGUAAGGUUGCCAAGGAACUUCACUUUGAAAGCACCUGGACCUGGAUAUACUUGUGGGCCUGCAAAGAUUGUUAGACCAACAAGAUUUGUAACCCCAGACAAAAGGAGAGUGACUCAAGCUCUGAUGACCUGGAAUGUUAUUUGCACAUAUUCACAAUUCCUUGCUCAGAAGACGCCCACCUGUUGUGUUUCACUCUCCUCCUUUUAUAAUGACACUAUAGUAAACUGCCCGACUUGCGCUUGUGGUUGUCGGAACAACGUAACACAUCCUGGGAGCUGUGUGAAUCCCGACUCGCCAUAUUCAGCUUCCGCUGUUUCAGGAUCAGCAAAUAGAAACGAUCCUUUGGUUAAAUGUACCAGCCACAUGUGUCCAAUCAAAGUCCAUUGGCAUGUUAAGCUGAAUUACAAAAAUUACUGGCGGGUUAAGCUUUCGAUCACGAAUUUCAACUACAGAAUGAACUACUCGCAGUGGAAUAUAGUUGUGCAACAUCCCAACUUUGAUAAUCUCAGCCAGCUUUUCGGUUUCAAUUACAAGUCAUUAACUCCUUACAAAGGCUUAAAUGACACUGCCAUGUUAUGGGGAGUCAAAUCCUACAAUGACGUGCUAAAAGCUGGCCCUCGCGGAAAUGUGCAAGCAGAAUUGCUUUUCCGAAAGGACGAAUCGACUUUUACUUUUGGAAAGGGGUGGGCGUUCCCUCGGAGGAUUUAUUUUAACGGAGAUUAUUGUGUCAUGCCACCUUCCAAUUCUUACCCUUGGUUGCCAAAUUUCAGUUCUUGACAAGCUUUUUCUCUCUUCUUUAUUCCAUCGUGACAGCCUUGGCAUCCAUGGCACUUGCAUUGGCUUAUAUUUGAUGAAUUUGUCUGAGGUCAACUGAAGUUGUGCCUUGUUAAAACAUCCUAGAGAUCCUACAUUAUAGUGUUGCUGCACCAAAGCUUAUGGCUGUUGAGAGUGAAACAAAAAGCCCGGAUUUUAUAUAUACAUUAACUAUUUUAUUUUAUGAAUAAAAUGUUAUGGCAA